GAAACAGUGGUUCCUGAUUUUGUUGGUUGUUACAACACGGCUUGCAUGCUGUUUGGCUUCAGAACAAAAAUGUCUGGAUUUUGUUGGAGAGUAAUUGUGCUCUCACUGUUGACUUUUGGGCUGCAUGCAAAGGCACUAACCUACAGAAAUGGAGACUACAGCGGCAUUAGACCCUACUUUAAUUUUCCAAGAAGCCGCAAACCGGCUUUUGCCUCUUCUGGUGAUGAGAGCUCUGGACGUAGUUACACUUCAUCUGAGACCCUGAAGCCAGCUGCUGCACCUAGUGUGGGACGUUCUAAUGGGCAAGUAGAUGGUUACAGUCCAGAGGGAAGUGUUUCCAGUUACAGGCCUGGACCACCGAUAAUUCAGAAACCCAGACAUAACCCACAGCAGCCACCUCAAACAAAUCCUAAUGCAAAUGGGGUUCUCCAGACCAAAGCUGGCAUGUGGAAUUUUCCAUUUUUCCAGAAAGGAAACAAUUUUGAGUCGGGUAUCGUUUCAAGUUCUGGAAUUGAGAUGCUUUCUCAUCCCCGACUUAAGCUCGAUUCCCCUUGGCUAGCCCAGCCCCAGCGGCCCCAGCCGCCCGCCUACCCGGCCAAGCCGCAGCAGCCCCAGCCGCCCGCCUACCCGGCCAAGCCCCGGGAGCCCACUCAUUCAUCCACGCUCCAGUUGCCGGCCUACCCGGCCAAGCCGCAGCAGCCGCAGCAGCCCCAGCCGCCCGCCUACCCGGCCAAGCCCCGGGAGCCCACUCAUUCAUCCACGCUCCAGUUGCCGGUCUACGUGGCCAAGCAGCAGCAGCCACCUGCCUACUCAGGCAAACACCAGCCAUCCACCUACCCGGCCAAGCCGCAGCGGCCCCAGCCGCUCACCUCCCCGGCCAAGCCCCAGCAGCCCACUCAUUCAUCCACGCUCCAGUUGCCGGCUUACGUGGCCAAGCAGCAGCAGCCGCCUGCCUACUCGAGCAAACCCCAGCCACCCACCUACCCGGCCAAGCCCCAGCAGCCCAGUUAUUCAUCCACGCAGCCGCAGCCGCAGCCGCAGCCGCAGCCCGCCUACCCGGCCAAGCCCAAGCCGCAGCCGCAGCCCGCCUACCCGGCCAAGCCCAAGCCGCAGCCGCAGCCCGCCUACCCGGCCAAGCCCAAGCCGCAGCCGCAGCCGCAGCCCGCCUACCCAGUCAAGCCGCAGCCGCAGCCCGCCUACCCGGCCAAGCCCCAGCAGCCCAGUUAUUCAUCCACGCUCCAGUUGCCGGCUUACGUGGCCAAGCAGCAGCAGCCGCCUGCCUACUCGAGUAAACCCCAGCCACCCACCUACCCGGCCAAGCCCCAGCAGCCCAGUUAUUCAUCCACGCAGCCGCAGCCGCAGCCCGCCUACCCGGCCAAGCCCAAGCCGCAGCCGCAGCCCGCCUACCCGGCCAAGCCCAAGCCGCAGCCGCAGCCCGCCUACCCGGCCAAGCCGCAGCCCGCCUACCCGGCCAAGCCGCAGCCCGCCUACCCGGCCAAGCCGCAGAAAUGGGUUCUCCAAAGCAAAGCUGGCAUGUGGGACUUUCCUUUCCUUGGAGGUGCUGCUUCUGGCUCUCAUGUGCAGCCCACUGACUCAAACCCACAAAUGAAUGUUGAUCCAAGAAGUUCAAGACCAAUUCCAAUUUCAUCGCCGUACCAUCCCAGGUGGCAGCAGCCACUGGUGCCUGUGCAUGACAGACGCUAUUGAUCUUGGAUUGUAAUGGUUCUUUACCUCCUCGUGGAAGCAGUGUUUUUUUUUUUUUUGUUUUUUCCUGGCAUCAACUGUACUUGUGAAAUACAAUAAAGUAUUUGGAACUGCA
Molecule: messenger RNA, 1819 nt
Organism: Epinephelus fuscoguttatus (brown-marbled grouper)
Lineage: Eukaryota; Metazoa; Chordata; Actinopteri; Perciformes; Serranidae
Product: adhesive plaque matrix protein-like
Exons: 6
Coding region: 46-1707 (553 amino acids)
Source: RefSeq, a predicted model, not a curated record